Capronia coronata CBS 617.96 is the source of this 2271-nucleotide messenger RNA. RefSeq lists its product as uncharacterized. The record is from RefSeq and is a predicted model, not a curated record. Gene Ontology annotation, molecular function: transmembrane transporter activity. Bases 1 to 2271 code for a protein of 756 amino acids. The transcript is spliced from 2 exons. Lineage: Eukaryota; Fungi; Ascomycota; Eurotiomycetes; Chaetothyriales; Herpotrichiellaceae. Gene Ontology annotation, biological process: transmembrane transport.
AUGGAGGAUGACACGCGGAGCAAUAGCGGCCAGACACUGCGGCCCUUCUCACAACCCACGACAAACUCGAGGUUUCCCUCGUUAAGACGACUUAACUCGACCGAACCGUACCGGCAUCGAUCGCUACCCGCCGAACCCUCGCCUGGCUCCGACCGCGCCAGCAGUGAAAUUACUUUCGCUGUGUUGUACGAUGAUGGUCGCGAUUAUCACGUCGGUCACUACGACGAUCAGGGAUCGAUGCAAACGGCACAAAACAGACACGACUCCAUGGCUUCGUAUGCGCCCUCUUUCCAAACCCGCGACUCACAUCUCGUGAACGACGACAGUUACCUCGACCGCCACCCAGAUUUUGUCGCCAAUCAAAGGCUUCUCGCCGAGGGCUACCUCAACAACGACUCCGUAUACGACCAAUCCGUCCCUCGAUACCCUACGCAAUCAGAAGAGACGCUGGCAAUGAAUGCCAUGCAGAAUCCAUAUCGUGAUGAAAAGAGACCGUUUUCUCAGACGAUGAUCGCGCCCAUGGAUAGAGCGCAUAGCAAGCAUUCGCAUGAAUCAUGGUGCACCUGUGACGAGGACCAUGGUCAUGGUAUGGCCGACAAGAAAGAUCCAUCCAAGAUCGACAUUGAAGCCCAAGAUGGCCCAGCUACGCCGGUUCCUUUCCUUCCCAAGGAAAAACAGGGCGAUCAAUAUCUGGUCAAAUUCGAUGGUCCCGACGACCCCCUGAACCCCAAAAACUGGCCCGCGAACCAAAAGUGGGCCGCGACCGGGCUGACGGCUGCAUUCACUUUCCUCUCACCUCUAGCAUCCUCCAUGGUUGCUCCCGCGCUUCCUCAAAUCCGACGCGACUUUGGUAUCACCAACCAGAUCGAAUCGCAGAUUGUUCUGUCCAUUUUCGUUUUGGCCUAUGCCAUUGGCCCGAUGAUUCUGGGCCCGCUUUCCGAAUUAUAUGGCCGUGUCAUCGUCCUCCAAUCCUCCAAUGUCUUUUUUCUCGCAUUCAACACCGCCUGUGGCUUUGCCCAGACCAAGCAACAACUCAUGGCGUUCCGAUUCUUGUCCGGCCUGGGUGGUUCCGCUCCGCUGGCUAUCGGUGGUGGUGUUCUCGGGGAUCUCUUUAAGCCCGAAGAACGUGGCAAGGCUAUGGGUCUCUACGCAAUGGGUCCUCUGCUCGGCCCGGCCGUCGGCCCCAUCGUGGGCGCUUGGGUGGCGGAGAAGUCCACCUGGCGAUGGAUGUUCUACGCAACCUCGAUUGUCAACGUGUUCAUUCUGCUGGGCGGCUUUUGGAAGCUCAAUGAAUCCUACGCCCCCUACAUCCUCCACAAGAAGGCCAAAAUGCUCCGGAAGCGCACCGGCAAUGACCGAUAUCGUGCCGAAGGGGAAGGCGACGUUGACCAACCUGUCUGGAAAAAGGUUGUCGCUACCAUUGGCCGAGCAUUCGGAAUGUUGUACACGCAGCCCAUCGUCCAGGUCAUGUCACUCUACAUGGCCUUCUCCUACGGCAUCCUCUAUCUCGCCUUGUCUACCUUCCCGGAACUCUACAUGAACGUCUAUGGCGAAAGUGUCGGCAUCUCGGGUCUCAACUACAUCUCUUUAGGCCUUGGCUUCUUUAUCGGUGCGCCGCUUUGUGGCAAGACCAGCGACAAGAUCUAUCACAAGCUCAAGGCCAAAGAUCCGCGAGGCCAAGGCAAGCCGGAAUUUCGUAUGCCGAUUGUCAUUCCGUUUUCGUUCUUUGUCCCCAUCGGUCUUCUCAUGUAUGGAUGGGCGGCCCAGGCCAAGACACACUGGAUCGUCCCCAACAUCGGGUCUUUUAUCUUUGGCAUCGGGACCAUCGCGGCCUUCCAAUGCGUCACCACCUAUCUCGUCGACACCUACGCCAGGUUUGCCGCCUCGGCCGUGGCUGCGGUCACCAUCUUACGAUCCCUGGCCGGUUUCGGCUUCCCUCUCUUCGCUCCUGCCAUGUAUGACGCUUUAGGGUUUGGUUGGGGUAACACCGUCCUCGCGCUCGCCGCCGUUGGCAUCGGCAUCCCCGUUCCCAUCCUGCUAUGGCUCUUUGGCGAGAAGUUGAGGAAGAAGAGCACUCUCGCCUCCAAGGGUCCACCUCCUGGUAAAGGAGGCCCAGGUGGUCCCGGUGGUCCUCCAGGAAAGGGACCCGGGGGACCAGGUGGCCCUGUCCGUCCGGGUGGUCUGGGCGGCCCAGGCAUUGGUCCGGGAGGUAUCCCGACGGGACCUCCUCCACCGUUCCCUGGAGGACAGGAAGGACCUAGGCCUCGCUAG